GCAUACGGCAGCCAAUCAGCGUCCAGCCCCGCCCCCAGUGCGCCCCCUUUAAGAAGGGAGACAAGUGUCCCAGGGGAGGCAAUCGGUUACUACGGUAAAGUGAAAUAACUCGAGGAGCGAGCGCGGGGGACGAAAAAAGUGAAUUGACUUUCGGAGUGUAUACACAGUUGCUUAUACGUUUGGACACUUUCUCUUUCUCUUAACACGAAGCCACCAAUUAGUGAUUACGGACAGAAUCACCCUACCAAGCGGAGAAGGAUCAUUCGUGAGCUUUCACAGCCUGCAGACAUUUAAUUUUGAGCUAACCAUAGUAUAAACUGAUAGCAUGCUAUUAAGUUUAUGUAUUACAGUUACGUGUAGAACGACAACCGAAGGACUACGACACCACUACUCGGAUUAAAUGACUCGCUAAAAAGACAUCACCGCUUCCACAACCACCAACUACAGCACACAAAAGACGCCAACGUAGAUAAAAAUGGUGAACAUAACAGAAGUUUUGGCUAAGACCCACGCCGCACUCCUCACGGAUAGCAGCAACGGUUCAACAGGCGGCGGUGUGCCAGGGAUGGGCUCCACAAACCACACCACGGACCUCUUUUUGACCACCACAGCAGCUGCAGCCAUGCCCCCAGGGCGCCCCGCCGGACCGCCUGAGUACGUCCUCAACACCAUCUUUGUCUGCGAGCACGUCCUCAUGCCUAUCGUCUGCUGCCUCGGCAUCCUGGGCAAUGGACUGAGUCUGUGCGUGCUGACGCGGCGGGAGAUGGCAGCUGCCACCACCUGCUUCCUCACCGCCAUGGCCGUCUCCGAUCUGCUGCUGCUUGUCAUGCAGGUGCCUACCUUUUUCGGCCUCAACAGUGACAUCAAGAGCAGCAUGUCCUUUAAGCGGUUCAUCAGAUACUACGCAGUCAUAAGGUAUGUGAUGAGCAACGUGUUUAUCACCUGCACGGGUUGGCUCACAGUAGCAGUGACCACAGAACGCUUUAUCUCGCUGCGCUUCAUGUUCCACCCACGCCUCGUGUGCACCAUCCCGCGUGCCCGUGUGGCCAUCAUCGGCAUAUUUCUCUUCUCCUUCAUCUUUCACUUUUCCAAGUUCUUCGAGUACGUACCCAACCCAGACCUGUCGGCCCCAAACAUCCUGCUAACGACUCACCUGGUUCACACCCCGGCCUACGAGACAUACGUCCACAUCGCCAACAUCGCUCUGGCGGCCAUCAUACCCGUGUUCCUGCUCAUUGUCGCCAACUCCUUUCUCAUCUUCUUUUUGGCGACUCACCGCCGCCGUAUGUUGCGUCACAAAGCCUCCGCCUCCACCAACAUGACCUCAGUGGACAUGCUUCACGUGAGUGCUAUCGUGGUGGCCACAGUCCUCGUCUUCAUAGCCUGCCACUCCGUCGGCGUCGUCUUGGCGCUGACGAUCGCGUCAAAGGGCCGCCGCUGGGUGUUCGGACAGCCCGUGUACAUCGCCCUGAAGCACGUUAACACCGUGCUGGUCAUGGUCAACUCCAGCAUCAACUUCUUGCUCUACUGCGCCAUCAGUCGAAAGUUCCGCAAGACGUUUGUCUCAGUCUUCUACAAGCGCCUGAGCCGGCGGGACACCUGGACCUCGGCCAUGCCUCUCAGCGAGAACAGCACAGGCACCGCCGGACCUCCGCCCUCCACCAGGGUGGCCAACGGAAAAGUCUACAGCUCUUCCUCAAAGUCCGUCACUUCUAACGGCUCCUCCCACAGCGGCCACAGUAACGCCAUCAGAGCUGACGUGUAGCUGCUACAUCCGACACACUUAGGUGGUCAUUUGAAAACAGUCAAGAGGAAGGCUACAAAAGCAGAUACGCGGGUCUUCUGUUCACAAUACUAGAGUUCGCUCGUUUUGUUAAGACGCAGAUAGCCGUUAUUCAAAACGUUACAUUUCAUAAGUCCCCAUAUGUAAAGCACAGGUGCCUUUCUUUUCUGUAAAAUACGUCAAGGCAUAAUUUGUAAACAAUCUUAUUCAGAUAAGAACAGACAUUUUUGAUUUACGACUACCCGCGCCAUUUAGCAAAAUGUGUUUCAAAGAUUCUGAACGUUUCCCUUAUUUCAGGGAACGUUGAUGACAUCAUGACAAUAACGGGUUUCCGGGUGCCGGACACUUUUGAUUUUUACUUUGACCAAAGACCAAAGUGACGCAAAACUGCGACCAAACACCACAAUGACGUAAAAGCAGUGCACCGUUGUGUGUUGUUCUGACAACCACAAACUGGGCCCCAUGAAAAGCUAAAAAAACUGUUAAGACAAUGCUUUCUGAGGCCAGUGUGAUAUUCAGAGUGCCGUGUUGCCACAGACACAAGUCUAACACAACCCCAAGGGGUCCGCCGACCUCGCUCGGAAGUCUCAAGAACACAAAGUUCAAAUUCCCCACGAACUUAAAAUCGUGGGGGGACAUUGAAAAGGCAGGUCGAUCAUUGACCCAAGCUCCGGUGGCCAGAAACCAAUGAAAGCCAAGAUGGAGGUGGAAGUCGACAAAACGUGGGUGUGAAAAAAAGGGGGGGGGGGUGGCAAAGAAGAUACUGGGCAAUGAAAGAAAGUGCAGCAAGGAAACAGCCGUAGAAGGAUCGAAAAGAAACGGGAGAGUGGAUUGGGGAGGGGGGGACUAGGGCAGAGAAGGGAGUUAGUAAUGGAAAGGAAGAGCAGCAAGAAAAAGGUUGGGAUGGGGUGGAUUUUAAAAAAACGGGGGAGGGGAAGGAGGAUGGGAGGGGGGGUGUGGGGGGGGGGGGACAAGGGCCAGAGAGUUGCCCACCAUCCUAAGAAAAAGAGCUACCCCAUUAAUUAAAAUGUUGACUUCUUUCCUAACGCAACCGAGUUACAUAUGAGCGUUUGUUAUUCCUUAAUGCUAUCACAACAUUGAGCACGUCGUUAGUCAUUAUCUGCACUACGUGUUUGUCUCGCUGCUUUGUCCCUUCAUGUUUGUUACAGCCCGAUUUGAGCCAACUGACUAAUAAGAAUGAUAGAAUAAGUUUUACGUUGAAGAAAUAUCACUCAUGCCUGUGGCAUGUUAUAAACUACCCCGUUUGUCUGCCCAGUAAGAAAAGUCUCAUUUGCAUUAAGUUCAGAAUGUUGAAGCAUUCCUCACGAACCUAGGUAGAAGUUUCGCACAACGACUUUAACCAAUUCCGCGAGCUUAGAGCCUAGAGACAAGAGGUGAACGACACAUGUAAAACGCGGUUUUGACAAUGGGUAUACGGUUUCGACAAUGGGUAUAUUUAGUGCUUGAAAAAUGCAAAUAUGCAGGCAGACGCUUCAGUUGAACAGAAAGGAAGUAAAGCCUGCUGCUGAUGCCCUUCUUACCAUUUACCCAAUUUAGAGUACCAUUAUUACAAAGAAAAUUGGUAAUUUCGGAAUAUUUAAUUUAUUUUUCUAUAUUGUAUGUGAAGGUCUGUUCACGCAGGUUUUCAAACAGCGUUUUAUCGAAACGACAAUCAAUACAUCUGUUCCAUUUGAUUUGUUUUGGGGUUUUUUGUUUGUUUUUGGGUUUGUUAGUUUUGCUUUCUUUCUUUCUUCCUUCCUUCCUUUCUUGCUUCUUUCUUUCUGUUUUUAUUCUUGAUUUUGGGAUACUGUGUCAUGUCGCACUUCCAAGGUGAAAUUAUUCGAAGUUCGUGAAGACUAGAACGCAGACUUUAUAUUAUCAAUAACUGUAAGUCUUUGGUUGUUUUGUUUCCGUAGUUCUGAUUGUUAUAUUUUCCAUUUUAUUUUAAAUAUUGGUCAUACGAAAUGUGCAUACCACAUGCUGAAGAAUGUAUAACAUGCUAUAAAGUCCAUUGAUCUUUUCAUGUCUUUUUUUUUUUUUUUCUAUCUGUUUGUCACCGUUGUUGUUGUCAUUUUUCGGUGGCAGCUGUGGUCAAGGUGGAUGCAAUUAUUCAAGUUUUCUGUCCUUAUCCUUCAGCUGCUUCAAGAUGUAACUAUACCGCAUAUUCCA
Molecule: messenger RNA, 3952 nt
Organism: Aplysia californica (California sea hare)
Lineage: Eukaryota; Metazoa; Mollusca; Gastropoda; Aplysiida; Aplysiidae
Product: FMRFamide receptor
Exons: 2
Coding region: 476-1765 (429 amino acids)
Biological process (GO): G protein-coupled receptor signaling pathway
Cellular component (GO): membrane
Molecular function (GO): G protein-coupled peptide receptor activity
Source: RefSeq, a predicted model, not a curated record